Messenger RNA from Eupeodes corollae, 504 nucleotides. RefSeq lists its product as uncharacterized. The record is from RefSeq and is a predicted model, not a curated record. Lineage: Eukaryota; Metazoa; Arthropoda; Insecta; Diptera; Syrphidae. The transcript has a single exon. The coding region runs from base 1 to 504 and encodes 167 amino acids.
AUGCAUUUACUUUGCUUAGGUAUUAUGAAAAAAUUAUUGCUUCUAUGGAUUAAGAAUAGAUCCUUAAAAACAAAGCUGUCUGCGAAAAACAUUGAAAAAAUAUCUGAUUUAUUAGUAUUAAUUAGAACGUUUACGCCAGUUGAAUUCAACCGAACUGCACUUAGACUUGAUGUUAUAAGCUUUUAUAAGGCCACUGAAUUUCGAACAUUUUUGUUAUACUUAGGACCCGUUCUUUUGAAAAAUGAAACUCAAGAAGAAGUAUAUGAGAACUUCAUGCAAUUACACUGUGCUGUUUCAAUAUGUAUGAGCGAAAAAUCAUACACAUUUAUUGAUAUAGCACAAACCAUGUUCAAAUCGUUCAUACACGGUUUCGCUAAACUCUAUGGCCGGGAAAAUAUAAGCUACAACGUUCACAACUUGUACCAUAUUGCAGAUGAUGUGAAACUCCAUGGACCUCUAGAUAAUAUGAGUGCAUUCAAAUACGAAAAUUGUUGCAAUAUCUAA